Dromaius novaehollandiae (emu) is the source of this 3665-nucleotide messenger RNA. It is a transcript of the gene MCM8, whose product is annotated as minichromosome maintenance 8 homologous recombination repair factor. Gene Ontology annotation, cellular component: MCM complex; nucleus. The coding region runs from base 237 to 2705 and encodes 822 amino acids. Lineage: Eukaryota; Metazoa; Chordata; Aves; Casuariiformes; Dromaiidae. Gene Ontology annotation, biological process: double-strand break repair via homologous recombination. The transcript has 18 exons. The record is from RefSeq and is a predicted model, not a curated record. Gene Ontology annotation, molecular function: ATP hydrolysis activity; single-stranded DNA helicase activity; single-stranded DNA binding.
GGCAACACCGGAAGCGACGUACUGUGGGCGCCAAAAUAGAAUGUGGGUGAGGGCGUGAGUGUUGCUGUUUCCUGGGCGGCGGGGGGUGGGGGGGGAAGGUUUGCGCACCUCUACGGUGCCGCAGGCGGGACAAAAGCCCUCAAAAGUGGUGGCUGUUGUGAGGGGGGCCAGGUGCCGCCAUUUCGUGUUUUCGCUCUCUCUCUGCUGCCUGACAGCGGCCGCUCUCCCGGCGCGCGAUGAGUAAGGAGCCCAGAGGCAGGGGAUGCAGCCGGGGAAGAGGCUUCCAGGGGUGGCGAGGAGGAUGGCGAGGAGGAUGGCGAGGAAGAGGACAAAGUGUAGAGUGGAAAAGCAAAGUCGAACCUGCAAAGCCUCGAUUCAUUCAGUCAACGUUGGACCAGUUUAUUCCAUAUAAAGGCUGGAAACUUUAUUUCUCUGAAGCUUAUGCUGACAAGUCUCCUUUUGUGCUGAAGACUCAAGUCUUUGAAAAGUUUUUCAUGCAACGCAUUGAGCUAUACAAUAAGGAUGAAAUAGAGAGAAAAGGAAGUAUUCUUGUGGAUUAUAAGGAACUCAUACAAGACAGAGAAUUAACUAAAUCAAUACCAAAUAUAUCCACUGAAUUAAGGGAUAUGCCUCAGAAAAUACUGCAAUGCAUGGGUUUGGCAAUUCACCAGGUGUUAACAAAGGACCUCGAAAGGCAUGCUGCUGAGUUGCAGGUGGAAGAAGGAUUACGGCUUGAUAGAGAACCUAUAAUAAAUGUGCCACACAUUCAUGCCAGGGUGUACAACUAUGAUCCACUCACUCAACUGAAAAAUGUUCGGGCCAACUGCUAUGGGAAGUAUGUUGCCUUGCGUGGGACUGUUGUCCGUGUCAGUAACAUUAAACCUCUCUGCACUAAGCUAGCCUUUGUAUGUGCCACGUGUGGAGAUGUUCAGGGUGUUCCUCUACCUGAUGGAAAAUACACUCUUCCAACUAAAUGCCUUGUUCCCGAGUGCCGUGGCCGGUCAUUCGCACCAGACAGAAGCUCUCCUUUAACCACUACAGUGGACUGGCAGUCUGUUAAGGUACAGGAGCUCAUGUCAGAUGAUCAGCGAGAAGCAGGUCGAAUCCCUCGCACAAUAGAAUGUGAACUGGUUCAAGAUCUUGUGGACAGUUGCGUCCCAGGAGAUAUGGUCACAAUUACAGGGAUAGUUAAGGUGUCAAGCACUGAGGAAGGAGCUUCUAAAAAUAAGAAUGACAAGUGUGUGUUCCUGUUGUACAUUGAGGUGAAUUCUGUCAGCAACAGUAAAGGACAAAAAACAAAGAAUUUUGAUGAGGAGACUUUUCAAAGAGCAUUCAUGGAAUUUUCUCUUAAAGACCUUUAUGCUGUUCAAGAAAUUCAAGCUGAGGAAAACCUGUUCAGGCUCAUUGUUAACUCUCUUUGUCCUGCUAUCUAUGGCCAUGAGAUUGUAAAGGCAGGUUUGGCACUGGCAUUAUUUGGAGGAUGUCAGAAGUUUGUAGAUGACAAGAACAGAAUCCCAGUGCGAGGAGAUCCCCAUGUUCUGGUUGUUGGAGAUCCAGGAUUAGGAAAAAGUCAAAUGUUGCAAGCGGUGUGUAACGUUGCUCCUCGAGGUGUGUAUGUUUGUGGUAAUACUUCCACCAGCUCUGGUCUGACUGUCACACUGUCUAGAGAUGGCGCUUCUGGAGACUUUGCCUUGGAAGCUGGUGCUUUAGUACUUGGAGAUCAAGGGAUUUGUGGAAUAGAUGAAUUUGAUAAGAUGGGAAGCCAGCACCAGGCUUUGUUGGAAGCCAUGGAACAGCAAAGCAUCAGCCUUGCCAAGGCUGGCAUUGUUUGCAGCUUGCCUGCUAGGACGUCUAUCAUUGCUGCAGCAAACCCUGCUGGAGGACACUAUAACAAAGCCAAAACAGUGUCUGAGAACUUGAAAAUGGGGAGCGCCUUACUGUCAAGAUUUGACUUGGUUUUUAUUUUGCUGGACACUCCAAAUGAAGACCACGAUCACUUGCUGUCUGAGCACGUGAUGGCAAUCCGAGCUGGAAAGCAGGCAGCAUGCAGCAGCGCUGUUGUGACUCGUACCAACACGCAGGAUCGCUCUGUUCUUGAAGUCACUUCAGAUCAACCACUGCUUGAGAGAUUGAAGAUCCCACCAGGAGAGAGCUUCGAUGCCAUUCCACACCAGCUGCUGAGGAAGUAUGUGGGAUACGCUCGGCAGUACGUUCACCCAACUUUAUCUCCAGAAGCUGCUGAGGUCCUCCAGGGAUUCUACCUUGAGCUUCGGAAACAGAAGCAAGGAGCAGACAGCACACCAAUCACCACAAGGCAGCUAGAGUCACUGAUUCGACUUACAGAGGCACGAUCAAGGCUGGAAUUAAGGGAGAAAUCUACCAAGGAAGAUGCUGAGGAUGUAAUAGAAAUAAUGAAAUACAGCAUGCUAGGAACAUAUUCGGAUGAGUUUGGAAAACUGGACUUUGAACGUUCACAGCAUGGAUCUGGGAUGAGCAAUCGGUCACAAGCAAAAAGAUUUGUUUCUGCCCUUAACAAUAUUGCAGAAAGAACCUACAACAAUCUCUUCGAAUUACAACAGCUUCGACAGAUUGCAAAGGAAUUACAAAUACGAGUAUCUGAUUUUGAAAGCUUUAUUGGAUCUCUAAAUGAUCAGGGUUAUCUUUUGAAAAAAGGUUCAAGAGUUUAUCAGCUUCAAACAUUGUGAAAAGAGCCACUGUGAUAAAUUUCUUGACACGUGGUCGUAAUAUCUGAAAUAGCCUGAUGGACAUGCUGCAGCAAAAUGCACGGGAUUGCAGCCUACCACAGUACUUGAUGCCCUGCCAGCACUGUUACUUGCUAGGGUGUAAGACUUCCCCCUCAGCAACUAGUGAGGCCAGAGGUUUGCUCAAAAGUGUUGUAGGACAAACUGGACCAUAGUACUGCUGCUUGACUCAUCCCAUAGGUUUACUAGCCUAAAUGACAAUGCGUAGCAUGUACUCCAUCUUUGAGUAGUGGAAAGUGUCUUUUACUCAGCUCAUUGCAGUGCAAUGAGAUUUUUCUUCUGAAUUUAAAGUGAAGUUGGACCUACCAAUUUAAAAAUAAGAACUCUUUCAUGAGAAGACAGUGAGUUGCUUUUUAGCAACGUAGUUAACUUGAAGAAUCUUAAAAAGUAUAGAAAUGUUUCCAAAAAGCUGGGAACCUUCAUAUUGAGACAAUAGUUUUACAGCUGUAAUAAGUGACAUGUUAUUUAAAUUGAUUUCGCUUUCUGUUUUUGCAGCUCUGUAUUUAUGGCUUUUUUUAUAGUUGAGAUUUUAUUUAAACAGCUGGUCUAGUUUGAGGGAAAAUUUCCUUAUAUUACAAUACUUAAUAUGUACAACAAAUGAGAUUGUAUGUACCUUUUUCAUUAAACUUUGAGAAGUUUGAGUCAUUCAAGAGCGUUAUACAGUAAUAUAACCUACUAUUUAUAACCAGAAUGCUGGUGUGGAUGUUAACAGCUAUUACAAGAUAUUUAAUGUGAACAUACUGUGCUUGUUUUCACUUAGUUCUGUUACUGCUGCAGAAGGAGGUUCUGCAAGAGUAAAGUGUGUGUGUCAUGAUUUUUAUGAAGUUGGGAUCAUCAUCUAGUGCAGUAAAAUGGCAAAUGAGAAGUCUUCAAUAUAUGUAUUAAAAAAUUGUUUUUCAAAAA